Messenger RNA from Caretta caretta (loggerhead turtle), 2531 nucleotides. RefSeq names its product SDA1 domain containing 1 (gene SDAD1). Gene Ontology annotation, biological process: ribosomal large subunit export from nucleus; ribosomal large subunit biogenesis. Gene Ontology annotation, cellular component: nucleolus. The record is from RefSeq and is a predicted model, not a curated record. NCBI's taxonomy places the organism in Eukaryota, Metazoa, Chordata, Testudines, Cheloniidae.
GUAGCUCACGUGGUCGUUCCGGGAGGGGCAGAGCGUCUCGCAGGCAGUAGCGCCCCGGCCCCAGCAGCCAUGUCCGGCCGCAGCAACAACAAGCUGCCCAGUAACCUGCCCCAGCUGCAGAACCUGAUCAAGCGGGACCCGCCGGCUUAUACCGAGGAGUUUCUCCAGCAGUAUCGUCACUACCAGUCCAAUGUGGAGAUUUUCAAACUCCAGCCUGAUAAGCCCAGUAAGGAGCUGGCUGAAUUGGUGAUCUUCUUAGCACAGGUUGGGCAUUGCUAUCCAGAACAUCUUGUUGAUUUUCCACAGCAGCUGAAAGAAUUGCUUUCUUACAAUCACACCGUUUUGGAUGCAGAUCUUCGAAUGACAUUUUGCAAAGCUCUGAUCUUAUUAAGAAACAAGAAUCUAAUAAACCCUACAAGUUUGCUGGAACUCUUCUUUGAACUCCUGCGCUGCCAUGAUAAACUUCUACGGAAAACUUUAUAUACUCACAUUGUGACAGACAUCAAGAAUAUAAAUGCUAAACACAAGAACAAUAAAGUGAAUACAGCACUGCAGAACUUCAUGUAUACUAUGUUAAGAGACAGCAACCCUACUGCAGCCAAGAUAUCUCUGGAUGUGAUGAUCGAAUUAUAUAGAAGGAAUAUUUGGAAUGAUGCCAAAACAGUCAAUGUUAUCACAACAGCCUGCUUUUCCAAAGUCACAAAGAUACUAGUUGCUGGUUUGAAAUUCUUCCUUGGGAAAGAUGAAGAUGAGAAAAGAGAGAGUGAUUCAGAAUCUGAGGAUGAAGGGCCUACAGCCAGAAACCUCAUGGUGAGGUAUGCAACCGGAAAGAAAACCACCAAACACAAGAAGAAGAUGGAGAAAGCCAUGAAGGUUCUGAAGAAACAUAAGAAGAAGAAAAAGGCAGAGGUGUUUAAUUUCUCCGCUAUUCAUUUGAUCCAUGAUCCCCAAGAUUUUGCAGAGAAACUCCUAAAGCAGCUCGAGACCUCCAAGGAACGAUUUGAAGUGAAGAUGAUGCUCAUGGACCUUAUCUCUAGACUAGUUGGAAUACACGAGCUCUUUCUCUUUAACUUCUAUCCCUUUGUGCAGCGGUUCAUGCAGCCCCAUCAGAGAGAAGUGACCAAGAUCCUUCUUUUUGCUGCGCAAGCGUCUCAUCAGCUGGUGCCGCCAGAGAUCAUCCAGUCAGUAUUAAUGACCAUAGCCAACAACUUCGUCACUGACAAGAAUUCUGGGGAAGUUAUGACUGUAGGAAUGAAUGCGAUAAAAGAGAUAACUGCGAGAUGUCCUCUGGCUAUGACCGAAGACCUGCUCCAAGACCUUGCCCUGUACAAAUCUCAUAAAGAUAAAAAUGUAAUGAUGUCUGCAAGAACUCUGAUACAUCUCUUCCGAUCACUGAAUCCGCAAAUGUUACAAAAAAAAUUCAGGGGUAAACCUACUGAGGCCUCAUCAGAAGCCAGAAUCCAUGAGUAUGGAGAAUUAGAUGCCAAAGAUUAUAUUCCAGGAGCAGAAAUAUUAGAGGUUGAGAAUAAGGAAGAAGGAGGGAAACACGAGGAAGAUGGAUGGCAAAGUGCCAGUCUCGGUGAGGAGGAAGACGAUGAAGAUGGGGAAUGGAUAGAUGUGCACCACUCCUCAGAUGAGGAGCAGCAAGAAGUAGGGGAGAAGAUCAAAAGCAUGCCUGUAGAAGAACAGAAAGCCAAAGCAGCAGCAGUUAGCACGAGCCGGGUUUUAACUCAAGAAGACUUCCAGAAAAUACACCUGGCCCAGAUAGCCAAAGAGCUCAACUCGGCACCUGGCAAAGCUGCAAAGAGGAAGAACAUUGCAAUAGACAGCGACGAGGAGAGCAGGGGAGAGUUGCUUUCGCUCAGAGAUAUUGAGCAUCUACAUAAGAAGCCUAAAUCAGACAAGGAAACAAGACUGGCCACAGCCAUGGCUGGAAAGACAGACAGAAAAGAAUUUGUGAAAAGAAAAACUAAAAUGAAUCCGUUCGCUAGCUCCACUAACAAAGAGAAGAAAAAGCAGAAGAACUUUAUGAUGAUGAGAUACAGUCACAAUGUCCGAACAAAAAAUAAACGUUCCUUCAGGGAAAAACAGUUGGCAUUACGAGAUGCACUUUUGAAAAAGAGAAAAAGGCUGGUGAAAUAAUUUAAAACAACAAAGGAGCGGACUGUUUUAUAUCCUUACUGUGGGUAUAGUAAUAACCCUAGAAAAUUUUUAUAUUGGAAAGUACAAGAUCACCUGUACUGAAGAAUUGGAUGUCCAUUGAAUAUAACUCUGCAGCACCAAAUGAGUUUCAUUUGUACAUGUUGGCGUCAAGAGAUCCUGCAUUCUAGAAGCAUCUUCAGAAGGGAGGCUGUUACCUUGUAUUGAAUAUAACUUAUUUUGAGUUAACUGGUUAUGUCCCUGUAAAUAUUAACUAAAGCAAGGAGAAUUUCAUUGUUAAAUGUUUUGCCUGAAUCAUGGAAAAUGUAAAUCCUAGAUCAAUCCAUGGAAAAUAACUUUUACAUAGAUUAAAAACUUUGUGCCUUUCAUAA